GCCUUUGGCCAUUGGUCAGGAAUGUUUUUGUGGUGCGAGUUAUCAUGGGUCAUUCAUCAGUUUACAUGGUCAUGGUUAAAGCCAGAAAGAGCAGCUUCAAAGCAGUAAAUCAGGUUUAGGCAUACCUGGCGGUUGAGGAACGUUGACAGCCUCUACAUUUUCCCCCCAGGCCACCACUCCCUCUGCUGCUGUUAUUUUCACUUCCAAACCUUUGGUCUACCUCCUCUCCUCCCAUUCCACCCCCUUCCGCUUUUACACAACUGAUCUUCACUUCUUCAAGAGACUCAGCUUAUUUGUGUCGAGGACCCUAAAGUUCUAGGACUGAAGACAAGGUUUUUUAGUUGGACUUCAGGUGAAGGGUACGCGAUGCGGCCACCCACGUUGACCCUGGAUCUGCUCCUGCUGAUCAGCUUGUUGAUCUACACCCGUGGAGAGCAAGCGUCUUACAGACCUCAGAGUUGCACACUUGAAUGCAUCCGUCGGGGGGACCCAAAAUGUGAAUACUGCAGAAUCACAACAGACGAUGUGCAGGUUUCUACCAUUGUUCCUUUUUCCAGUCCUUUUGGAAGUUGUGUCCCUUGGCCUUGUCACUCAUUUCUAGGGCAGGAAUCUCCAGAUGUCUGCCAGCAUUAUGUUCAUGCACCUCACAAUAUUAACAUCGAGUUUGAACACAAUGAAGAGCCAACAUACGAUACUGUUACGGUGUCAUGGAACCCCAGCCAAUACGGAAUUGCGUUCUUGCGUGGAUUUCAAGUAACGCUUCAGGUUCUUGGUGGAUCUCAAAUAUUAUGUCAGCUUUUUCUCCUGGGAAGCAAUUUAUCUCUCACCCCUGCUGAUGCACAGAGGGUUUAUUACUCCGAUCCCUUCACGCGUCUGUUCUUGGAUAGGGAGUAUGUUGUGACUGUCAUGGCACUGCCCGUUCCUGAACGGUGGAACCAGUUCUAUCAGAAGAAACAGUUCUUCACCCAGACAUGUCCUGAAAAAAAUGGACUUGAAAAAUGUAAGAAAGACUGGCAUCCCACAUACGUUGAGGUCCACCAGGACAACCGGGACGUUUAUGUGACCUUUAACCUUGCUCCUGAGAACUUUGGAGUUCGUCAGUAUUUUUCGUCAUGUUUUGGAGGCGGACGACGGAACUACACGAGCAUUAAACCAGAUUUUAGUCUUAACAAGACACACCACACAUACCGUUUGCAGAAUCUCCAAGCAGGUACAAACUACUCUUGUGAGAUUGCAGCUGAUGUUGUGGAUGCUGUCAGAAAAACAUUUCUGGUUGUAGUUAAUCGUAACUUUGAAGAGCUGCCGGCUUCACGGUUGACCGACAGCCCUUCACUGAUGGUGCUGCUGUCUCUAGGAGCCCUGCUGUCUGCAACAGCAGUGCUCGCCUUCAGCAUUUUCUACAAGAAAAGACUGAAAAAGAAAAAGGCCCUGACCAAAUUGAGACCAGAGAUCGCAGAACAGUACUACGAUAAAAAAACAGACAGCGAAGGACAAUGUGUUUUAUUGGACAAAAGCAUGCGCCCCCCUCGCCUCCUGAUCUGCUACUCUAGUAAUGAUGGUCCUGCACACGUCAGGGUCGUGCUGCAGCUGGCUGCUUUUCUGCAAAGGCACAUGGCCACUCAAGUGCAUUUGGACCUGUGGGAGGCCCUGGGUAUCAUGGAGGAGGGCAUUAUGGGUUGGCAUUGCAGGAGAAUGAAGGAGUGUGACUUUGUGCUAGUCAUCUGCUCUCGCGGUCUCCUUCAGAACCAGAUCAACCAGUCUGAGGAUGAGGAACCGCUGGAGAACACAACCUUAGCUGUGGUUUCUAUGAUCGGAGAAGAGCUAUGCCGUGCUAAAGCUCUGGGUCAAGACCUUUCCAAAUACAUGGUGGCCAUAUUCGAGUACUCGCAAGAGUCCGAUAUCCCAGCAGCGCUGAGUCUGGCUUCAAGAUACAUCCUGACUAAAGACUUGACUUUGCUCUUCUCUCAUCUUCACAGAGUGGCUUUGCAGAAGCCUGGAGUUUACCUGCAGGUGGAGAACAUUUCGCAAAGUGGCUACUACAAACUGCCGGCUGGAGCUACACUACAGCUGGCCAUCCAGGAAGCCAAAGCACAGUUCUCUGAGGAGCAGUGUGAAGGAAAUCCAAUCAUUUCAUAAGGACGGCAGUAAUUCAUGCAAUUAUAACACCGUAAUGCAACACCCAAUGCAUGUCCAUUUAAAAGUAUAAUCCAUAUGAUAAGCUACUUUUCCACAAUCAUUCUUAAUGGUUGUCAGAUAUUUGAAUGGUUCCAGUCAUAUUUGGACUUGAGCCUGGUAUGAUGCAGCACAAUUACAAACCAUUCUCAACCAGGAAUGUUCUUGCUAUUUACUUCUAGGUACUACAUCUUAAUUUACUUCUCAAGCAUUCAAAAGUGCAUUCUGUAUAGUAUUAAUAAUAUGAAUGGAAUUCUGACGUACUGUUUCCACCAUUUGUCAUUAUCACAUUCAAUUCAAAUUAUUUGUAUAGCGCUUUUCACAAUAAUUAUAGUUUCAAAGCAGCUUUACAAAAAGUGCAUAUUACUGCAUUACAAUCAAAUUUGGAGCAGAUAAGGUUGUUAGUUACCAUAACUUUAUUAGUUACUAAUACCUUUAACUAAUUAGCUAGUACAUAAUAGCUUUUUCUAUAUAAAUAAAUAUAUAUAUAUAUAUAUAAAACAUGACAUGACCUGCCUACAGUUAGGUCCAUAAAUCUUGGGACAUCGACACAAUUCUAACAUUUUUGUCUCUUACACAAACACGAUCAAUUUGAACAAGAUGUACUUUAACUGCAGACUGUCAGCUUUAAUUUGAUGGUAUUUACAUCCAAAUCAGGUGAACGCUGUAGGAAUUACAACAGUUUGCAUAUGUGCUUCCCACUUGUUAAGGGUCCAAAAGUACUUGGACAAUUGGCUUCUAAGCUGUUCCGUGGCCAGGUGUGUGUAAUUUCCCCAUUAUCCCAAUUACAAUGAGCUGAUAAAAGGUCCAGAGUUCAUUUCAAGUGUGCUAUUCGCAUUUGGAAUCUGUUAGUCAACUCUCAAGAUAAGAUCCAAAGAGCUGUCACUAUCAGUCAAGAAAGCAAUCAAUAGGCUUGAAUAGAAAAAACAAAACAAACUCAUCAGAUAGAUAUCAGAAACAUCAGCCGUGGACAAAACAACUGUUUGGAACGUUCUUAAAAAGAAAGAGCACACCAGUAAGCUCAGCAACACCAAAACCCCCGGAAGAUCACGGAAACAACAAAUGUGGUGGACGACCAAUGUAUUCUUUCUCUGGUGAAGAAAACACCCAACAACAGUUGGCGUGAUCAAGAACACUCUCCAGGAGGUAGGUGUAUUUGUGUCAAAGUCAACAAUCAAGAGAAGGGUGAAAACAGAGGUUUCACCACAAGAUGUAAACCAUUGGUCAGCCUCAAAAACAGGAAGGCCAGAUUAGAGUUCUAAAAAAAGCCUUUACAGUGCUGGAACAACAUCCUAUGGACAGAUAAGAUCUAGAUGUGAAGAGAAGAGUAUGGAGAAGGACAGGAACUACUCAUGAUCCUAAGCAGUGAAGCAUGGUGGUAGUAGUGGCAUGGCGUGGGCAUGUAUGGCUGUCAAUGGAACAUGUUCUCUUGUAUUUAUUGAUGAUGUGACCGAUGAUAAAAGCAGCAGGAUGAAUUCUGAAAUGUUUCAGCCAAUAUUUUCAGCUCAUAUUAAGCCAAAUGCUUCAGAACUCUUUGGAUUGGAUGGUGCUUCACAGUGCAGAUGGAGAAUGACCCAAAGCGUACUGCAAAAGCAACCAAAGAGUUUUUGAAGGGAAAGAAGUGGAAUGUUAUGCAAUGGCCACCUGAUCUAAAUCCGAUUGAGCUUGCAAAUGACUUGCUGAAGACAAAACUGAAAAACAAGCAGGAACUGAAGACAGUUGCUGUAGAGGCCUGGCAGAGAACCACCAGGAUUGAAACCCAGCGUCUGGUGAUGUCUAUGCGUUCCAGACUUCAGGCUGUAAUUGACUGCAAAGGAUUUGCAACCUAGAAUUAAAAAGUGAAAGUUUGAUUCAUGAUUAUUAUACUGUCAAAUUACUUUUGGACCCUUAACAAGUGGGAGGCACAUAUGCAAACUGUUGUUAUUUCUAAAGCAUUCACCUAAUUUGUAUGUAAAUAGCCUCAAAUUAAAGCUGACAGGCAGCAGUUAAAACACAUUUCAAAUCCAUUGUGUUGAAGUAUACAGUCAAACAUGUUAGAAUUGUGUUGGACCUAACUGUAUGUCCGUUGCGUCAUUUCAUUCCCAUUCAUAAAUUCUCUCCCACGGCCUUAAGGGACAGUAGAUUGUCCUCACUUCAGAAUAUCACCGAAUGUAGUUGGUCAUCCAUGUACUUCUCAUAUUCUGUUUACUAUGAAUUCGGUAAUGCUACUUGGCUUAUUGACUAAUGUAGAGUGGAAGUAUGCAAUUUUGCAUCAUAUUUCUUUUUUUCUGUUUAUUAAUGAAAAAUUUAUCGUCCAUAUUACGUUACACAUGACAUGCAUUACCAAGCCAACAAGUGAUGUAUUUGUAUUACAUUCCAAAGAGAUCUGUUAUCAGCACCUCCGUGGAAAAGGAAAUCAUAUUUGUGUUGAUUGGGCCAGAUUCACAUGGAACAGAAUGGUUAAAGGUGCCUUAAAGUGCAUUGACUAAAUAAGUGAAACUCGGCAGAAAUGGUUUUAUGCUCAUUUAUAACCACAGGAAUUAACCCCUAGAAUGAAACGUUUGGUUUUGACCAUGUUUGAAGCAUUCUCUGAUGCUCUUUGGCUUGUGUCAGUGCCUGUGCGUGCUCUUUUGUGCUCUGUCUUGCUCACACACAGACAUUUAAUUUUGGAGAGAAAUGGUACAUUCCACUGGACAAGUGUGAAUUUUUAUCUGUGCAAAUCAUUAUAGGAUCGCAAACAAGCAAAGCUGAUGAUAAUCGGUUUCUUCUGGUGCACUUUGUUCGUAAAUCCACAAGUGUGUAAUUUAGGCACAGUUUCUUAGAAGAAAUCACACAUAGUCAAUGGAGGAAGGAAACUGACGCAAGAUAUACAUGACUCCGUUCAAAACCCUAUUCAGAAACCAGCCACAAUGUCAUGUAGGUUUCCUUAUGAAAACUUUCAGAACCCCUGAACAACCGCAUUGAUCAUGCACAGGAGUUUUCAAUGGACAAGUAAUUAAGAUUGUUGUGAAAGAGGGAAUCUGAAGUAUGUAGAGGUUGCUGAAAGCUGUGAAUGUUUGAUAUUUUUUUAUAUAAGCGUGUAUUUAUUAAGCAUUAUUUGCAUAGCUCCUGCUUCUUGAACGUUACAGUAAAUAUUCCAAGUAAUAGCAUGCUCUGUCAUUAGGUGUUUACCACAGAUUGAGAAGAAAAAACGCAAAAAAACAACAACUUUUUAUAUUAUUUAUUGCAUAUAAUUGACAUUAAACCCAGUUAUUUGUAUUUACUUUGGUCAUACUCUAAGGCAUGUUGGUUUCUUAAACGUUUGUGUGUGUGUGUGUGUGUGUGUGUGUUACGAUGCAACUGUUUGUAUUACAUGAAGGGAACAUUCUAUGUUUGUGUUUUGACAAAAUACCUCUUAAUGUCAGUGCAUGACGUGCAUUAUCAAAACACACAGCUAUUUAUGUCUUUAUUAUGUGUAAUCUUGUUCACACCACAGUUUAAACAGUUCUGCUGGGCAUCUGUUUUUUUUUAUAAAACCUAAACUUGCAUAAAUUGCUUAAGAAAAUUUAUGAUUAUGAUGUGUUUUGUGUGAAUAAAGUUUUAUUACUUUUAUUAAA
Molecule: messenger RNA, 5747 nt
Organism: Danio aesculapii
Lineage: Eukaryota; Metazoa; Chordata; Actinopteri; Cypriniformes; Danionidae
Product: interleukin-17 receptor D
Exons: 12
Coding region: 367-2136 (589 amino acids)
Molecular function (GO): protein binding; interleukin-17 receptor activity
Source: RefSeq, a predicted model, not a curated record